AUGUCCUUCCAAGACAGUGCCUGCAAUAUCUACCUCGACUCCGACCCCGGUGACACGGACAGAAAGACCUCCCUAUCAGCAACCUGCAACAAUGACCAAGGAACCGGCAUGACCAGUCAGCUUAAGCUUGACGAGGCUCUGGGAAAUCAGGACGGUCGAUUCAGCUGGGAUGGCCAAAAUUUCAGUAAUACCGCUCGCAAUGUUAGAUUGGGCAUGGAACAACGGGAACCGGUGCUUCAUGCGGAGCUCAAGAAUGAGUCAGGGGAGUAUACGGGGAGUGAUACUCAGUUGGGUGAGCAUGUUGGGAAUGUAGAUGGGCAGCUGCGGUGGAAUAGUUGA
Messenger RNA from Aspergillus glaucus CBS 516.65, 339 nucleotides. Its product is annotated as CVNH domain-containing protein. The transcript is spliced from 2 exons. NCBI's taxonomy places the organism in Eukaryota, Fungi, Ascomycota, Eurotiomycetes, Eurotiales, Aspergillaceae. The coding region runs from base 1 to 339 and encodes 112 amino acids. The record is from RefSeq and is a predicted model, not a curated record.